Molecule: messenger RNA, 2596 nt
Organism: Eimeria tenella
Lineage: Eukaryota; Apicomplexa; Conoidasida; Eucoccidiorida; Eimeriidae
Product: Granule-bound starch synthase WX-TsB protein,related, related
Exons: 8
Source: RefSeq, a predicted model, not a curated record
AUGGAGAGAAGUGUGUGGCCUGAUGAGCAGCACCUGCAACAGCAGCUGCAGCAGCAGCUGCAGCAGCAGCUGCAGCAGCAGCAACAGCCGACCCACGACCCUGAAGCAGCAGCAGACACGCCCGCGCUCCGCAUUCGAGUCUCCGAGCAGCUGCUUGUGCUGCUGCUGCAGCUAGAGAGACAGCCGAAGCUCUUUGCUUCGUCUUAUCUCCCGAGCGAGCAGCACCUGUUGGCUCAGCAGCAGGAUGAGCUGCUGCAGCCGCUGCAGCAGCAGGUGCUGCUGCUGCUGAUGCAGUGCAGCUCGCAGCGAGCAGCAGCGGCAGCAGCAGUAGCAGGCCAUGCAGCAGACCAGUCAGCAGCAGCAGCCGCAACAGCAGCAGCAGGGAAUACUUUGACGGCCCUUCUCUUAAAGGCCCACCAGUGUCUCGCUCAGCUGCUGACGAAGCAGCAGCAGCAGCUGCUGCUGCAGUCGCAGCAGCAGCAGCAGCAGCAACAGCAGCAGCAGCAAACAGACGAGCCACAUAUUUCCUUCACCGUCACUGCUGACCCUGCAGCAGCAGCAGCAAAAGACAGCAGCAGCAGCAGCAGCAAGCUGCUAACAAACGAGUUUGAAACGACGUCGCUUUGCUGCUUGCUGCAGCGCAUUCGCCCCCCAGGAGCUAGCAGCGAAACACUGCUGGAGACGCUGCAAGGCACUGGAUCUUCUGCGUUGCGAGAGCCAGCAGCAGCAGCAGCAGCUGCUGCUGCUGCUGCUGCUGCUUCUCGCGAGCAGCUGCUGCCUUUCGACGUCAUGCUGCUCAUAGAGCCGCGCUGCUGGCAGCAGCAGCAGCAGCAGCAGCAGCAAGGGUCUGUUGCCUCGGGCGGCCAUUCCUUCUCGCUGCCUCCGGGCCUCAUCCGCGUGGUCCCUGCCGCAGCAGCAGCAGCAAGAGCAGCAGCAGCAACAGCAGCAGCAGCAGCGCCAGAGACUCCCCCGUCAGCCCGUUCCCCGCGGGGAAAGCACAAAAAAAGCAAGGCCGCCGCAGACCCCCAGCAGCAGCAGCAGCAGCAGCAGCAGCAGCAGCAGCAGCAGCGGGCGUGCCUGGAGCUGCGCCUCGACGUGGACGUGCUGCGCUUUUGCUGCGAGUCGAGGGGCCGUUUCGAUGCUUAUCUUCUCGCGCUGCUGGCUUCUCUCAUUCUUGACGGGACGGAGUUGCUGCAGCAGCAGCAGCAGCAGCAGCAGCAGCAGCAGCAGCAGCAGGCGCUGCGGCGGUGCCUGCAGGAAGUGCCGAACGUCUUCCAAGUGCCUUCGUUCAUGCUCGGCAGCAGACUGAUGGCGAGGCGGCGGGGCCAGCACGGGCUGAGGGUUUGGAACGCCUGCGGGCUGUCUCCUUUUUUCUGUCAAAAUAAACUUCGGUGGUUUACGGCGCUGCUCACCUCUGCAACAAGAGAAGCUGUCAAGGAUACGCUGAUGGACUUGGCUGGGGACGUGUGGCACAGCGCCUUCUUGCCAGAGGCCUCUCCCGACAGCAGCAGCCACAGCUGCAGCUGUGGGAACUCGUGCUGCUGCAACAGCAGCAGCAGCAGCAGCAGCAGCGCGAGGCUGGAGCAGCUGCUGGUGGCGCUGCUCGGCAGCAGCGAAGAGACAGUUAGAAUGGAGGCAGUCAAACUUUUAAACGCUUUCUACGACAGGCACGACUGGCAGCUGCGGCGUCCGCUGGACCCAGUAGUGCGUGCGGUGGGUGAGCGCUUCGUGAUAGAAGUGCUGAUAGAAGUCGACAGCAGCAGCAGCAGCAGCAGCAGCAGCAGCAGCAGCAGCAGCGGGCCUGAAGACAUCUUUUUGGUGCUGGUGGCCCCCUCGUUUAACCGCGCAUGCAAAACGGGGGUUUACUCUUACCACGCGCUGCAGUGGGAAAGGCCCAUAGAGAGUAAAGAGCAGCAGCAGCAGCUGCAGCAGCAGUUGAAGAACCAGAAGGAGGAGCAGCUGCUGCUGCGCAGGGCUGCCAGCUUCAGGUCUCUCGACAAAACCCCCGUUUUUGCUGCUGGCGUUGCUGCUGCGCCUCCCGCUGCUGCUGCGGCUGCGGAAGACGCAGCAGCAGCAGCAGCAGCAGAGACCCGCAGCCCUUACUCAGACACCACCCUCUCCCCCGCAGCCGCCCUGACUCACCAGCAGCAGCAGCAGCAGCAGCAGCAGCAGCGGCAGCAGCGGCAGCAGCAGCAGCAGCAGCAGCAGCCUAAGAAGAGCAGCACCUUGUGGCUCGGCCGCGUUGACUUUGGAGUGUUCACUCGCUGCGGCUUUUAUGACUGGAGGAUCUGCAGGGCCAACGAGAAAGAGGGAACUUGGUCCGUCGUCGAGAGCGCCGGCAGGAGACAAGCAGCAGCAGCAGCAGCUGCUGCUGCUGCUGCUGCCAGCACUGCUGGCAAGAGGGGCCGCACUGCAGCAGCAGCAACACAAGCGCUGCGGCAGCGGCAGCAGCAGCAGCGGCUGCAGCCGGGAGCUGGUGUGGACGAGUGCUACCCUCUCCAAGGGCGCGUCAUUGUUCUACCGGAGGGCUACAGAGAACUUCAGCCGCACGAGAUUUUCGUUGACCAGCACGAGGCGCAGUGGCACGAAGAAACAG